AUGCCUGUUAAAGCUAUACCCAAGGUGUCCCUAGCACGUAAUGGUGUGGGGUCGUUUGUGAAACCAUGUUAUAAGGUCACGGUUCAGUACUGCAACUGGGGCGGAUCAUCUCAGGGAGUCAGAGACUUCUUGACGCAUCACAAGAAGAAUCUUCAAAAAGUAGCCAACGAGAAUAAGGACACCAUGUUUGAGGUGAUCAAGAGAAAUGGCCACCCACAAGUUGUUUUCCACUACAACAACGGCGCGCAGAACGCUGUGGAUGUGAGAAACCAGACCGUGGACCAGGUCACCAAGACGGUGUGGGAACACAUCCAAAAGAGUGGUAACGCACCUUUCAAGUUCAACCAAAAGGUGAUGUCCAACAACGAGUCGGUUAGAGGUAUCUGGUCUCCAAUGCACGUGAACAAGACCAACAGACACCGUAUAUAG
This is a messenger RNA of Sungouiella intermedia, 429 nucleotides long. NCBI's taxonomy places the organism in Eukaryota, Fungi, Ascomycota, Pichiomycetes, Serinales, Metschnikowiaceae. The record is from the annotation of a GenBank genome assembly.